AUGGUGACCUCAUUGCCAUUGAUAUAUACUUCAAAAUUAUCUCCUCAAUUAAGCUCCAAUCCUCAGUCACCACUUAUGGUGCCUUCUACAAUUAUGCCACCAACCAUUGAUCCAAUUCUCCCGAAAAUCACACCUCAUCCACCAACCAUUUUAAGAGCUCUAGAUCACACACCCAAAAAAGAUGGUGCUCUAGGAGUUGAUGGCACACUAGGAACAGAAGGUGCACAUGGUACAUCGAAAACUCCUAACACACCACGACAUCAUAUCACACCACAACAAACUAAUACUACACCACAGCGAACUCAUAUCACACCACAACCUCCUGUCAUACCAAGAACUCGUGGCAAUUUUGGCACAACAAGAAAAGAUGGUGCUUUAGGAGUUGAUGACAUAUUGGGAAAAGAUGGUGCAUCAAGACAACAUGGAACACAAGGAACUCAUGGCACUUUUGAAAAACAUGGUACACAGGAAAUUUCUGGUGGCCCAUUUAGAACUCCCAAUAUUCCAAGACCUCGUAAAAUAUCUAAACAUUCGAUCACUCUUGUUAAACCACAACCUAUAAUUAUUGCAGGGGAAUCUGGCACACCAGGAACUCCAGGUAUACCUGGCAUUCCGGGAGUUCCUGGCACACCCGGUCGUGGUCCUGGUGGCACACCAGGAACACCUGGUACACCAGCAACUCUUGAAACCCCUGGAACACCAGGAACUCCUGGCACGCCAAGUACACCAGGAACUCCUGGUACACCGGGUACUCUUGGCACACCUGGAACUCCUGGUAGAGACUGA
Chenopodium quinoa (quinoa) is the source of this 786-nucleotide messenger RNA. RefSeq names its product collagen alpha-5(IV) chain-like. The transcript has a single exon. The coding region runs from base 1 to 786 and encodes 261 amino acids. Lineage: Eukaryota; Viridiplantae; Streptophyta; Magnoliopsida; Caryophyllales; Amaranthaceae. The record is from RefSeq and is a predicted model, not a curated record.